UGUGUGUGUGUGUGUGUGUGUAAGAGAGAGAGGGAGGGAAAGAGAGAGAGGCAUAAGGAUAUGCAAAGAGCAAAGCUCGUGUGUUGGAGUUGCACUGCCAAUGCGUGCUGUUACGCACAGAAACCUUCGUCCAGAACUGGAGCGCACGGUGCGAAGGAGCUGGGUUUAGUUUCCUUGCAUUGACAGAAAAAAGAAAAGAAUCUUCAUCAACAGUUUGAUCGUCAGUGCCCAGCAAAGUCAGCAGUCAUCAAUCCCCACAGGAAUGGUUGAUCACUUGCCACUUGGUGAGGAGACCUUCCUGUAUUAUUCCUGCUCUCCAGGGUCCGACUACGGGUGCGCGUCUCGCUACACCAAGGGUGGUGUUUCGCAGGGCAUCAUGGUGACUGAUGCGGGCACCUAUCAGCACCACCCUUACCAAGGGCUGACGCUCUCCUCCUCGCCUUGCCUCUCUGAAGAUGACCUCAGCGACUCCUCCAGCCCGCGCUCCUCCCUCUGCUCCAGCCCCGAGUCCACAUCUUCAGCAUCACGGAGCGUUUUUUGCUCUAGCUAUGAAAGCAGGAGCAACAGGAGCAGUGGGUGCUCCAACUCAUCAGGAGGAGAGAAUCAAGAGAGUCUUCUGGACCUCCUUCUCUCACAGGCCUCCCUUACAACCUCAUUCAGCUCCAGUAGCGGCAACAUUUCUGUUUCCUCCUCUCUUUCCUUCUCUUCUCCAGCUUCCUCUACCUCCUCAUCUCCAUCAUCCCCUUUUUUGCCCAUGGGCCUAGCAUGGGAGCCCAAGAGGGAGCAGCGAAUUGGAGUCCAGCAGCACUUGACCAAAGAGGAGUGCUUUGAGUUCCCAGUUUUCCUUGAUGAGCUGCAGGAUCCUGAAGCACUCCUCUUUCAGCCAACUCUAGAGGAGAUUGAAGAGUUCCUUGAAGAGAACAUGAUGGUAGCAAUGGAGAAGGAAGAGAAUGGGAGUGAUGAGGAAAUGUCACCUCCCAUGUCUAUGUCAGAUGAUACGGAAUCAGAGGGUUCAAUGACACUCGCAGCAAAACCUGAAUCACAAUCCCAGAACUCAGAUCAAACUGUCCCUGUGGCCUCCAAGUCAGAGGCUAAGUAUGCUGCAUGUGCAUCAGAUACAGGCAGCUCACCAGUGACAGAAGGCAAUAGCUGUGUAACUACUUCCACUGACAGUUGUGUUGAUGGGAUCAAGAAGGAAGACUGUGGAUCACUAACACCUUUGACACCAGAAAGUGCUACCAUUGCCUCAAGUGUGCCCGUCAUCCUCCAAAUCCAGCCCAUACAGGUCAAACAAGAACCAAAUUCCAGUGCUGCAUCAGACACCAUCCCGGAUCAGUCCCAUAAAACCCAUUCCCAACCAACUGAAUCCCCAUCGUCUAUCAAAAUUGCCCAGCUCCUGGUCAACAUCCAGGGGCAGACAUUUGCUUUAGUGCCUCAGUUGCUUUCCCCUGCAACAACUAACUCAGGCAAAACAGGGAGCACUGCUCCAUCCAAAUUCGUCCGAAUUGCACCAGUGCCCAUUGCAGCCAAACCCAAUGGGCUUGCGGAAGCGACGUUAGGCCUAGGAGGUUCGGCAGCGGGUGUCCUUACCGGAAGUCAGCGGUACCAGAAGAGCACAGUGGCAGACCUCAUCAAAAUGCACAAGUGCACAUUUCCUGGCUGUAAUAAGAUGUACACCAAGAGUAGCCACCUCAAAGCACAUCUGAGAAGACACACAGGGGAGAAACCCUUUGCAUGCACGUGGCCUGGCUGUGGAUGGAGGUUCUCCAGGUCCGAUGAGCUGUCAAGGCACCGCCGCUCCCACUCCGGUGUGAAGCCGUACCAAUGCAUCGUCUGCGAGAAGAAGUUUGCUCGCAGCGAUCACCUGUCAAAACACCUCAAAGUCCACCGCUUUCCCCGAAGCAACAGGACAGGACGCUCUGUAAAUGGACCCCUCUAACCCCCGACGUGACGGAGUGACGCUCAGUGGAGGAGACGGAGGGAGGACUGGAUGUCUGUGAUGAAACACUGAGGAGGACAGUCCAAAAACCCUUAAAAGGCCUCAGUAAAGAGCUGUAUGUGCGUGUGACACGCGUUCUUGGUACUGUGAUAAUUUAUUGGGUAACGAGCAGAAGACUGUA
Messenger RNA from Poecilia latipinna (sailfin molly), 2120 nucleotides. Its product is annotated as Krueppel-like factor 15. The record is from RefSeq and is a predicted model, not a curated record. The coding region runs from base 263 to 1939 and encodes 558 amino acids. Gene Ontology annotation, molecular function: DNA-binding transcription factor activity, RNA polymerase II-specific; RNA polymerase II cis-regulatory region sequence-specific DNA binding. NCBI's taxonomy places the organism in Eukaryota, Metazoa, Chordata, Actinopteri, Cyprinodontiformes, Poeciliidae. Gene Ontology annotation, biological process: regulation of transcription by RNA polymerase II. The transcript has 3 exons.